AUGACCAGGAUCCUGUCGCUAUCCAUGACGGCGUCGAGCCGGUGGGCGAUCGUCGGCAUGGUGCGACCCUUGAACUCCUCGUGCCUUGUACCCAACCCACAAACCCCACCACCUCGCCUCCCUCAUUCUCUCACCAUGCGGCCAUCGAUGACCAGGAUCAUGUCGCUAUCCAUGACGGCGUCGAGCCGGUGGGCGAUCGUCAGCAUGGUGCGACCCUUGAACCUCUCGUGCCUUGUACCCAACCCACAAACCCCACCAUCGCGCCUCCCUUAUUCUCUCAACAUGCCGCCAUCGAUGAACAGGAUCCUGUCACUAUCCAUGACGUCGUCGAGCCGGAUCCUGUCGCUAUCCAUGAUGGUGUCGAGCCUGUGGGUGAUCGUCAGCAUGGUGCGACCCUUGAACUCCUCGGCUCUGCCCUGUACCCAACCCAUAGACUCUGCCACUUGUCUCCUUUACUCACGCACCAUUUCGGCAUCCAUGACCAGGAUCUUCACGCUAUCCAUGAUGGUGUUGAGCCGGUGCGCCCUCCCCAUUGCCUCCCACACCUCGCUAUCACGGCGCUUAUUGAACGGAUCCAUGUUGACAUGCAAUGUGCCUGGAGGGGGUGGAGGGGGGAUGAAUGGGGGCGGAAGGAGGGAUGGAGGAGGGGAAGGGGGCGGAGGGGGGUCGGAAUGGGGGAUGGAAGGAGGGGAGAGGGGAAAACAGGGGGGGAUGGACGGAGAGGGUCAAGAGCCUUCUGAGUCUCUCCCUCCCUCCCACACCUCCUCAUCGCCAGGUGACUUCUGA
Molecule: messenger RNA, 786 nt
Organism: Closterium sp. NIES-65
Lineage: Eukaryota; Viridiplantae; Streptophyta; Zygnematophyceae; Desmidiales; Closteriaceae
Source: the annotation of a GenBank genome assembly